AUAUCUUUUGAAGUUUCUUCCCACCUCCGACCCCUCCCCGGUAACACAACUCCAUCGGUCGGUGAUUGAAAACAGACGAGGCACAGGCAGCAUUCGGGGCCAAGAAAGGCAGACUUGACUCGCUGGCUGCCGAACAAAAGAUGUCCGGGGCCGUGGCAGAAUUGGAGUGAUGGAAGCGAUUGUUGAGUUUCCUUAUGAAGCUCAGCAUGAUGAUGAGCUGACCAUUUCUGUAGGAGAUAUUGUAACUAAUAUCAAGAAAGAAGAUGGAGGCUGGUGGGAGGGUGAACUCGAUGGCAGAAGAGGUUUGUUCCCCGACAACUUUGUAAGAGAAAUAAAGAAGGAUGUGAAGAAAGAAAACCAAUCAGUAAAACCUACAGAAAUGCAUGGAGAUGAUGUCUCCAAUGGCAGCCUGCUGUCUUCAAGUGAUCCAACUCUUAAAAGUCCUAGAAAAGCUGAAAAAAUUAGAACAAGAAGAUGUCAAGUGGUGUUUAGCUAUGCACCUCAGAAUGAAGAUGAACUGGAGCUGAAAAUCGGUGAAAUAAUUGAAGUACUUGGUGAAGUUGAAGAAGGCUGGUGGGAAGGCAUCCUCAAUGGUAAAAGUGGAAUGUUUCCAUCAAAUUUUAUUAAAGAGCUUCCAGACGAGCAAGAAGAAACAGCUAACACACAAGAUGAUACCACAAUAAAAACAAAUGUUAAAGACAGAGGAAGUCCUGAACAGGACACUACGAAUGGAGUUACUGUAAAGUUGGCAGAUGGAUCAAAUAGUGCAGCAACAACAGAAAUUCAGCCAAAAAAGAUAAAAGGUUUUGGCUUUGGAGAUAUUUUUAAAGACAAACCAAUCAAACUGAGACCAAGAUCAAUGGAAAUAGAACUUGAUAACAACAAUGUGGAUAAGACUUCCGGAAAAAAGUUAGCUUCAACUGUGACUUCUCAGGAGCCAACAAAGUCUGAAUCAGACAUCAGACCGAAGGGUAAGGAAUAUUGCAAAGUACUGUUCCCAUAUGAAGCACAGAAUGAAGAUGAGUUGACAAUCCGAGAAGGAGAGAUUGUAAUUAUUAUAAAUAAGGAAUGUGCAGAUGCUGGAUGGUGGGAAGGAGAAAUCAAUGGUAAACGGGGCGUUUUUCCAGAUAACUUUGUGAAGCUUCUGCCACCUGACUUUGAAAAAGAGCGACCCAAGAAGCCUCCGCCCCCUUCAGCUCCAACUGUCAAACCAUUGUCAGGAUCCAAAUUCGAUGGUUUGCUAGUGGACAAAAAGAAUGAAGCAAAAAGAAUGCCUCCUGAAAGACCGGACUCCCUCCCGACCAGAAUAGAGGACAAAGAGGAAAAGUCAGAAAGAGAUCAGAAAUCUAUAGAACUGUCUAAACCCUCAGUACCUGCAAUACCACCGAAGAAACCUUUGCCUCCCAAGACCAAUUCUUUGAACAGACCAAAUACAUUGCCUCCUAAAAGGCCAGAAAGACCAGCAGCACCUGCAGCUCAUUCCAGGUCUGACAGUGAUCCAAAGUCUGAAAUAGGAGUUCCUGUUGUGCUGCUGAGCACUUCGGAGAGAGAGACCUUGGAAAAAACCAAUGACAUUGAUGUAGCAAGUUUUGAUAGUGUAGUCUCUUCCACUGAGAAACUCAACCAUCCCACAACCUCUAGACCCAAAGCCAGUGGAAGGCGACCUCCAUCUCAAGUCUUUACAUCUCCAUCACUCUCUAGUCCUGACUACUUGGAUUCACCAAUUUCACAGGAAGACAAUAGAGAAGAACAAGACCGAAUAGAACUUGAAACCAACACAAGAGUGAAAGAAAUUGUAAAAAAAGCUCCAAGACCUAUCCCGGUGUUUCCAGUAUCUGAUAAAACAUUGCCACCAAAGCCAGGAGCUCAAAAUUUGCCAUCUGGAAGCAAUGCACAUGGAUCAGCUGUCUAUGCAUUCCACCAUGGCAUCACUUCUGCAGCUGGCCAAAGACCAAACUCCCCAUCACAAUACAGUACUGAUCUCAAGCCAAAGAUUGACAAGACUCAGGAUCCAAUUGAGGAACUAAGAGCACAAAUGAAGGAAUUGAGAAGCUUCAUUGAAAUUAUGAAGUCUCAGCACAAAAAAGAGAUUACACAGUUGAUGACUGAGUUAGAUGAAGAAAAGAAGAUCCGUAUAUCCUUGCAACUGGAAGUGGAAGGAAUUAAGAAAACACUUCAAGCAAAAUGAUACUUCUAUGGCAUGAAUGUUGCAGUCACACUUCUGAUUGCUCUAGGACUUGAGAUGCAAUGCAGCCAAAUUUAGUUUUGUGCCAAAUUUAUUUUGUAAGCAUUAUCCCCUUGCAUCUUUUUCUAAAAGUUUUCAAAUUUUAUAAUGCAAAAUAAGUUAAUGGCAAUGGUUUUACUAUGUCCCUGUACUAAAUGCACUGAUGUCCAAAUGGCUAAAGCUAGAGGCUUAAUGCAUAGGUGUAUAUGAGACAUAUAUACACAUUUACAAUAAAGUAAUUUCAGGCAUCUAAGCCCACACUGGUAGUAUACAAUGAUGCUCUUUUGCAAUAAAGAAAAUGUAAUAUUUUGAGUGCCAGUUUAUGUAUGCCUGACCUUUUGUUCAUUUAUUUUUUAUGUUGACAUGCUUGUUAAUUUUGUCAAAGUCCUUUAUGUAAUAGGUGCUUUGUAUUUUGAAAUUUAUCCCUUAAAAGUACAGCAAUGGGUACAGGGAGUACAGCAUUCUUCUAACUAGAUUAACAAUGUACAAAAUUAAAAUUGGUGCCUGCAUAAUCUUAUUAAAAGAAUGCUGCAGUCUUAGUCUACCCAUUAAGUGUACUCUGAAUUAUUUCAAACAGAUUGAUUAAAUACACAUUGCUAUUUUCAAA
Messenger RNA from Chiloscyllium plagiosum (whitespotted bambooshark), 2831 nucleotides. RefSeq names its product SH3-domain kinase binding protein 1 (gene sh3kbp1). Gene Ontology annotation, biological process: cell migration; actin filament organization. Gene Ontology annotation, molecular function: protein binding. Lineage: Eukaryota; Metazoa; Chordata; Chondrichthyes; Orectolobiformes; Hemiscylliidae. The record is from RefSeq and is a predicted model, not a curated record.